ACAGGAUCUUUAAUCAGUUUACAUUUUACUUCCAGAAUGGAUAGAGAAAGCCUAUCAUUGAAGUAAUCAGAGGUCUUAGAUGACAUUGGUGUCAAUGAAGAAAUGGUGAAAAAAGGUAGAAGAGUAAGAAUGCUGACAGAGACUAUAGUUAGUAUCACAGCUAAAUCAACAAGUAAAAAAAUGCAACUAUUUAUCAUCUAGGGAGUCAGAGUGAAGGAACAACUACUGAAGGACUUAAAUUAGACCUUUACGUACUAUUCAGUAUCCCAAUUGUCAAUGUAUUGGAAUAUUUGUUAGAGUGGGAACAUGGCAAGACAAACUACCUCAUGAUACAAGAUGAGAACACUACAUCCGGAUAUUGUUUCUUACAACUGCUCAGAUCUGAUAAACCACUUCCUGAAUCUGUAAUUCCUAAUGAAUACCAUGUAACUGAUGGACAAGGAAGAAUAUUGUGUAAAAACACAAUGAUACAAGCAUUACUUCAGGGUAGUUCCCAGCAUGGACCAUCACUUGUAUAGGAAUCAAGACAUGGAUUACGUGAUAGAGACAUGGUUUCAGCUUUUGUCUGUAAAUCAUGGCCUCAAUCAGCAUCAGGUUGGUUAGAGAGGGAGGGUAAAGGGGGGUGGCCAAUACAAGAGAUGAGAACAUAUGCAUCCAGGACUGGGUGUUUUGUUGUUCCAACUGGGUAAGGUCAGUAAAUAUCCUGAACUGGAAUGGAGAAUAUCUACAUCCCUAGCAGAAAGGUGUCUAAUGUUUGAUUUAAAUAUAACACAAAUAAGAUGCUAUGUUUUAAUGAAAAUGAUUCUUAAAUCCUUUCUAAAUCGUCAUGGGGAAAAAAUAUAUCAAGUUUCAUGUGUAAAACAGUUCUAUUACACUGUAUUGAAAAUACAGAACCAAGUAUAUGGCAAAAGAACAGUUUAUUAACAUGUUUAACUAACUGCCUACUAAAAUUACACAGUUGUGUUCAGAACGACCAUUUGUCACAUUUCAUUAUACAGGAAAACAAUUUGAUGGCAGGACAAUUUACAGCUGGGUUAAAACAUGAACUUUCAGAAAAAAUAAUUGAUUUUGUACAGAGUUAUGGACAAAGGAUAUUUAGAAUUGAUAUUGAUGACCUUGGACAUAGAUUACAAGUUAAACUAAAUAAGGUACCACAAAGAGCAUACAAUUUUAAUUCUUGCCGACUUCUUUCAGCCUCAUACUACCUGAACCUCGCACUCCAAAGCAGUUCAAGUCACAGAUCUUUUUUAAAUGAAUUACAUAACAAAGAUAUUAGAACAUUGGAGCAAUCUGUUAAGACACUAAUGGAAUUCAGUAAAAAUGGAAAUAAACUUGAGCAAGAUUCAUUUCAGUUUUUGGCCCCUUUUAUCUUAACCACAUAUGGAACUGCCCUGGCAUCAUCAAGUAUUGGUGAAAAUAACCAAGUGUCAUCUGAAACAAUGGAUUUGCUAUCAGAUGGUUCUGACUCAGAUGUCUCAUCUAGCAGAUUGAAACUGGCUUCUGUGUUGUACUGUACAGGAGAUAUGGAGAAAGCUGAACGAAUUCUGGGACAAACUGAACAACAGUUUUACUCUCAUCCGGUUACACCUGUCUGUGGCUGCCCACCAAGGCCUCCACAAGAAUUACCUACCGAGUUUAUGAGAAUAUGCACUGAACAAAGUGAGGACUGUAUCAAACAUAUUACAGCAUUUUGUGUCAGAUUCACACAGCUGGAGAUCAACUGUGCUCCUCAUGAAAUACAAUAUGAAAUGUUCAGAUCUACACAAGAUGACAUGAUACACAGAGAUCAGCAUGACUUAUGGAUGAACUGGGCUGUAGUUGAUUCUCUACCUUUCCUGUACUUCCUACAAUAUAAGAUCUAUGGCCAUCUACAAAGACAUUUAGAUCGGCAAAAAGCACUCAAUAGACUUUUCAUUAGCAUAGAGGUAGAUAAAAAUCUAAAACAUAGAGAAACAGCUCUCAAUAUUUUAGGGCAAAUUAUGGAACAAGAAAACAGACCACAGGAUGCUUUAGAAUAUUACAUACGUUCUCUGCAACAAAGAGCAAGAAACAAUGCAGCAAAC
Molecule: messenger RNA, 2063 nt
Organism: Ruditapes philippinarum (Manila clam)
Lineage: Eukaryota; Metazoa; Mollusca; Bivalvia; Venerida; Veneridae
Molecular function (GO): protein binding
Source: RefSeq, a predicted model, not a curated record